GUAGUUUGGGUGGUGGUAGAGCGAAGUACCUCUGUCUUGUAAAACUGGCAGUGUGCGCGCGGUGGUGAAAGGUGCUUUAACGAAUUAUUGAGUUUGCCGAAGUGCGGCCAUCAUGACCGCCUACACGCGAGUAUUUAUUUUUUGUGCCAUAUUUGUGAAUGUAAAUAGCCAGAAAGAAAAAGAAGCGGUUGAAUUCGUCUGUCCCGAAGGUACUACAGGCAACGGUAAUUUUGCUGAUCCCGCCACUUGUCGCCGGUUCUACCAAUGUGUAGAUGGAUAUCCUUACUUGAACAGAUGUCCAUCUGGCUUAUACUUUGACGACAUCAGUAAAUACUGUACGUUUAAAGUGGAAGCAAGAUGUGGUCCAAUACCAACAACACCAGCUCCCAUAACAGAGACUCCAACAGACUUAGCGCUGAAGUGCGAUCCAGCGGAAUGUCAGCUUCCAUAUUGUUUUUGUUCGAAGGACGGCACUCUCAUACCGGGCGGUCUGGAUCCAGAGGACACGCCGCAAAUGAUAAUGCUCACAUUUGAUGGCGCCGUUAAUUUGAACAACUACGACUUAUACAAGAAAGUUUUUAAUGGGAAAUUACGUAAUCCAAACGACUGCCCAAUUCGGGGCACUUUCUUCUUAUCUCACGAGUACAGUAAUUACGCCAUGGUGCAGGCGCUCGCACACGAUGGUCACGAAAUAGCAACAGGCACGAUAUCCCAACAACAAGGUCUCCAAGACAAAGGCUACGAAGAGUGGGCCGGCGAGAUGAUCGGUAUGCGCGAGAUCCUACGAAAGUUCGCGAACGUUUCACGCUCUGAAAUCGUCGGGGCUCGCGCACCAUUCCUCAAGCCUGGACGUAAUACUCAAUUCAAGGUAUUAGAAGAUUUUGGCUACAUCUACGACAGCUCGGUGGGCGUGCCACCGCUGCCGAUUCCCGUGUGGCCAUACACGCUCGAUUACAAGAUCGCGCACGAGUGCAAAUCUGGCACCUGCCCUACCAAAUCGUUUCCAGGUCUGUGGGAAGUUCCUUUCAACGCUCAUUAUGUAGAGACUUAUGAAGGUGGACAUUGUCCUUACUUGGAUCAGUGCGUUCUGCACAAUCACGAUGCCAAUGAGGUUUUCGAAUGGCUUCAAGAGGAUUUCACCAGGUACUACGACCAAAACCGAGCGCCAUAUAUGAUGCCUUUCCACACCAACUGGUUCCAAAUCAAGGAGCUCGAGCGAGGCUUACAUAAAUUCCUGCAGUGGGCGUCUAACUUGGAUGACGUUUGGUUUGUGACUGUAACACAAGCCCUAACUUGGAUAACUGACCCGCGGUCGCUAAAGGCACUCAACAACUACGAGGCGUGGCGAUGUGACAAGAAGGAUCUACCACCAGCACCUUGUAACCUCUCCAAUAAGUGCGCGCUAUCUUUCAAACAUCCAGACACAAACUUUACUGAUACCCGUUAUAUGGAGACUUGCACUGAAUGCCCGAAUCAGUAUCCUUGGUUAGGUGACUCUGGUGGAACAGGCAUUCCCGGAAAAGACAACUAUAUUCCUGACAAUUUAAAGAGAAAGUAAUAGUUUGUAAUAUCGAUAAAAUUUUAAUUCGUAUUGAUGACAGGCAGAUAGUGAAACAAAUGAUUAUUUUUUUAUGUAUUAUAGUAUACAAACGACUUAAAGAUAGUCUCGGACUAAUUAAAAUUUAAUUUUAUAUUCUAAAACGCCUUCGUUAAAAAUAUAACAAAUAUAUAUUUGGCGGGUUCAUGGAAAGAUUAUCAUACAGAUGAUCAUUUAAUACAGCCGUCAAUUAUAUUCUAUGCACCGAUCCAAAUUAAUUUAGAACGUUGUCUAAAAUAAUAACGUUAUUUUAUUAACUAACAAUUAAUUUGAUAAUAACUUAACGUCAUUAUACAAAGAAAAAUAAAACAUAUUUUGGUGAUCUAUUGAAAUACGUUAAGUAAUUUACUAGUGAAUCUGAUUAAAGAGAGCGGUCUUAAUAAUAAUUAUUACAAUCGACUUGCCUGUCAUCAUACAAAUAAUCUAUUCAUAAUAUUAAUGUAUAUACAUUACGUAAUAAUUUAUAAUUUAAGGUUUCAAUGUCGAAAACGUCAAAGAUUUUUUUUUGUAAAUUUUUAUAUAAGAAAUUUCAAAUCUUACGAAAAUUAGUUUCAUAAUAUUGUUCUGAAUAGAUUGUUACAUUGUACCUAUAUAGGUACGUAUAUUUUAUUGUGCAGCAAUGACUAGACUGGAUUGUUUGGUUGUAUAAAAGCAUUUUAAAUAUGCUCGAAUCUUGUAUAUGUUAUUUAUUAAUAAAAUAAUAUUACAAGAAUUUAUUAUCAUAUUCGUUGUGUACAAAUAACACGAUGCAGAUUAGACGAGAUAGUCAUUUAUUAGAUUGUAAUAAUUGUAUUGUAAGGAUAAAGGUAUUUUGAUAAAUUUAUUAAAUUACAAUACAGGUAA
This is a messenger RNA of Vanessa tameamea, 2440 nucleotides long. RefSeq names its product chitin deacetylase 1 (gene Cda4). Gene Ontology annotation, cellular component: extracellular region. Gene Ontology annotation, molecular function: chitin binding. Lineage: Eukaryota; Metazoa; Arthropoda; Insecta; Lepidoptera; Nymphalidae. Bases 113 to 1558 code for a protein of 481 amino acids. The transcript is spliced from 12 exons. Gene Ontology annotation, biological process: carbohydrate metabolic process. The record is from RefSeq and is a predicted model, not a curated record.